This is a messenger RNA of Aureobasidium melanogenum CBS 110374, 4359 nucleotides long. Its product is annotated as ABC bile acid transporter. The record is from RefSeq and is a predicted model, not a curated record. Lineage: Eukaryota; Fungi; Ascomycota; Dothideomycetes; Dothideales; Saccotheciaceae. Gene Ontology annotation, cellular component: fungal-type vacuole; membrane. Gene Ontology annotation, molecular function: ATP hydrolysis activity; ATP binding; ABC-type peptide transporter activity. The coding region runs from base 1 to 4359 and encodes 1452 amino acids. The transcript has 5 exons. Gene Ontology annotation, biological process: transmembrane transport.
AUGGUCUCCUUAGCUCGACAGCCGCGAUGGCUAAGGCCAUUCAUCGAAGAGCCAGGAGUUGAUGACGAUGUUCAGCCGAAGAAGCAGAGUCUACCCUAUGUGGCGAUUCUUCUCUUCAUCCUUACAAUUACCGGUUUUAUUUUACAGGCCAUUAUCAGAAUUCAAUCGCCUUCUGUUCUAUUAGGCAUUGCUGCUUUCUACCUCGUACUGGUCAGACCGCGCACAGCUUCAGUAUUCCUGCUCGUACUGUAUGCGACUUUGUUUGUCUUGCAGGUGUCGAUAUUGACAUCCUCUGAAUGGGGUUUCGAUGGAUUUGAUCUUAUCGUUGCUUUUCGAGUCAUCAACAUCUGUCUUUCGCUUAUCAGCAUUGCCGCUGUCGUAAAUUUGCCAUUGCGAGAUCCUUCAUUGGCACGCGAGGGUGUCAGUCAACCAUAUACUACACCCACAGCAGACCUCAGAUCUCCAGAGGAUGACCUUACACUGUGGCAAUGGAUGACUGUUUCGUGGAUGUCACCGCUCAUCUCCACUGGCAAGACAAGACAAUUGAAUGACGACGAUGUCUGGUCUCUUGGUUACGAGUUUCAACAUCGCCACUUACAUGAUGCUUUCCGAGAACUUCAUGGAACGGUCGUCCGACGCUUGCUUCGUGCGAACUGGCAUGAUCUAGCCAUACUUACAGUACUAGCGAUAUUGGAAUUGGCAGCCAAUUAUUCAGCGCCGAUACUGCUGCAGCAGCUUCUAAAGGCUAUGAACAAUUUGAGAUAUGAAAUACAGCCAGCCAUCACAUUCGCACUCCUCAUUCUCGUUGUGAGAUUGGUUGCCGCGCAGAGUUCGGUAUUCAGUCUAUGGUUUGGUAGACGUGCCUACGAACGGUCUAGAGGAGAGAUGAUCACGAUGCUGUUCGAGAAGACGCUCAACAGGAAGAUUGUCGCGACAAUCAAAGACGACGAAGAGAAAAUGGACAAUGAAGACAUGAACGAAGAGACGGACACUGAUAAUACACCUAAUGGUAACAGUGCGAGUGAAACGCAAGGACUUUUGAACGGCCACAACAGCAAAUCGAACGAAAAGCAGUCAUUUCUGUCUAAAGUGUUCAGGAAGACUUGGUCCGGCAUUCGCUUCAAGCGUGACAAGAAAUCCAAGCCCGCAAACGAAGACAACGCUCCCGCCUCGAUGGGCAAGAUUCUCAAUUUGAUGCGUGGCGAUGUCUACGAGGUCAGUCAAAGGUUUUGGGAAUUUCAGAGAUUGAUCAACAAACCUCUCGGCAUGGUACUUUCCUUGUGCUUGGUGUGGAACCUACUAGGUCCAUCUUGUUUACUCGGUGUCGCCGUUGUACUUCUCGCUCAGGUCUUGAAUACCAUUUUCGCUCGGAUUCUUAUCAAGAAAGAGCAGCUUCGUCGUAAAGCUACAGACACAAAGCUUCAGCAGGUGUCGUCAUACGUUGAGGCAAUUCGACAUCUCAGAUGGUAUGGCUGGCAUCCUGUCUGGCUCGAAAAGAUAUUGGAAGCUAGACAAGCGGAGCUUGACCUCAAGAUUGUGACUUUCUUGUGGAACCUAGCCAUCAGAUUUAUCAAUAUCUUGGGCAGUGGAUUGCUGCCAGUCGCCGCCUUCUAUGGUUUCACAGCUCUCGCUGGUCAUGAACUGCGGAUCGAUAUCGCGUUCCCUGCUCUACAGCUCUUCAACAUGCUACAAAGCGAUUUGAAAGAGAUACCAGACCUCAUCACAGUGCUCCUUAACGCAUCUGUUGCUGUCGGUCGUAUCGAGGCUUUCAUGCAAGAACCUAACAAGACUGCAGACGAUACCUCGGCCUCCAUAUCAGAUGGCAUUCUUGAAUUGAAGGAUGCUUCGUUUGCAUGGCCAGGACUGUCCAAGGAAGUCCUCCGCGAUAUCACACUUUCAUUCCCUCCUGGACUUAACGUAGUGUUCGGUCAGGUCGCAGCAGGAAAAAGUGCUUUGCUCCAGGCUCUUCUUGGAGAGCUCGACCUACAUCAUGGUGAAUUGAUCAAGCCAGAUGCACCAAUCGCUUACUGUGCCCAGACUCCCUGGUUGCAAAGCAUGAGUAUUCGUGACAACAUCUUGUUCUCAUCGCCUUAUGAUGACGUACGGUACAAGCAGACUCUCGAAGCGUGUGCUCUCACUGCAGAUCUCGCUAACUUCAAGCAUGGAGAUCUAUCGAACGUCGGAGAGAAUGGCAUUGGUCUAUCUGGAGGGCAAAAGGCUAGAGUCGCUCUGGCACGUGCAGUAUACAGCCGAGCCAAGAUUCUGCUUCUUGACGAUCCUUUGAGCGCACUCGACCAGCAGACUGCAGAGUCCAUAGUCGCCAAAUGCUUCGGAGGCGAACUCACUAGAGGCCGCAUCAUCGUCUUGGUCACUCAUCGUACAGAUCUGUGCAAGAGUAUGGCUGAACAACUUGUUGAGAUUACCGAAGGGACUGCACAGACAUACAGGGGUGAUUCGCUACAACUCAGUCCAACUACCUCCCGCACAGCUCAAACUCUUCAGGAUGCAAAAUUGGCUAAGGUCGACGAAGCGCAAGAAUCUGCUGCGGUGCCUGAUAAGUUCGAGGAAGAAGAACAUCGAGAACAUGGUGGAGUCAAGGCAGGAGUGUAUUGGCAGUACAUUAAAGCUGGACGCUUGAGAUGGUGGUCUCUUGUCGUUCUGUCUGCCAUCGUCUUCCGACUACUUAUGAUAGCCGAGUCAUGGCUGCUCAAGGAAUGGGGAGAAGCCUAUGGAGAGACCGAGCAGGUGUACAAUCUGCAAAUUGUCCAGGCCAAAUCUCACAUCAUGUCUUCGAGUCCCGUUUCUCGCUUUUUUGAACGCUUCCCGGAUCCUGGCGUGAAUGUCUAUCCAUGGCUCCUUGCAUUCCUUGUCUUGAUCAUUGCUGAGUGUGUGGGUUUCAUGAUCUCGCAAAUCUUCAUGCUUGUCAUCACCUACACUGCUGGCAAAGGAAUGUUCAAAGACAUUAUGACAAAGGUCAGCCAUACCACCUUCCACUACUACGAUGUAGUGCCCAUCGGGCGUCUAAUGAACAGGCUCACAUCUGAUGUGGGUACCAUCGAUGGCAACAUCUCGAAUCAAUUUCUGGUCGUAGCCUGGCAGGCAAUUGCUUGGGUGACAUCAAUAGCUGUGAUUGCAGGUGUCACACCGCUAUUCCUUGUCUUUUCUUUCGCACUAACUCUAGCGUUCAUCCUUAUCUUCAUGCAGUUCCUGCCCACCAGCCAAAGCUUGAGACGCCUUGAAAUGGUGUCUUUGAGCCCGCUCAUGUCGAACUUCGGUGCUCUCUUGAAUGGUCUGACGACCGUUCGAGCCUUCUGCGCUCAAUCACAAUUCCAGGAUGGCGUGAUCGCUGUAACAGAUGCCUUCCAAGGCAUGGAUCAUUUCUACUGGUCUCUGCAGGCAUGGUUGAUGUACAGGUUUGAUAUCUUGUCGGCAGUCUCGACCUUCAUCAUGACUUUGCUGGCCAUCAACUCUGGUCUAUCACCAGGAUUGACGGCCUUUGUCUUAGCAUCUGCCAGCAGAUUUGUGGUCGCAACUCAUGCAUUGUGCAAACAAUAUGGUCAGUUACAGUUGAACUUUGUCUCUGUGGAGCGUGUGGUUGAGCUGCUUCACCUCGAGCAAGAAGAUGCUGGCGAGAUCGAGCCACCUGCGUAUUGGCCCUCAUACAGCGAUGACAUCGUCUUCGAGGAUGUCACCAUCAGAUACGCUCCACACCUCGACCCUGCACUGUCAGACGUAUCCUUCACCCUUAAAGGAGGCUCAAACACUGCAGUCAUCGGCCGAACCGGUUCUGGCAAAAGCACACUCGCAUUGUCACUCCUCGCAACCAUGACACCAGAGUCAGGCCGGAUCCUCAUUGGCGGCAUUGAUAUUGCAAAAGUCGACAAGCAAGCUCUGCGCAACCGUAUCACGUUCCUCGCUCAAGAUCCUGUACUAUUCCCAGGUUCCUUACGGCACAAUCUCGAUCCUACAGAACAGCACACAGAUGGAGAGUGCGAGGCUGUGAUCGCCCGUGUUUGUGGCAACUACAACUGGACCCUGCAGACGCAAAUCGACACUGGCGGUAAGAACCUCAGUCAAGGGCAGCGACAACUUGUCGGCUUAGCGCGUGCGGUGCUCAGAAGAAGUGCAAUUGUGAUUAUGGACGAGGCAACGGCGAGUAUAGACAAAGACACUGCUUGGGAGAUCCAAAGGGUGUUGAGAGAGGAGAUGGAGCAGAGUACUGUUGUCACUAUUGCACAUCGACCUUCUGCCGUAAGAGGAGCAAAUUACUGUCUUGCUUUGGGCAAUGGCAGGAUCAUUGAGAAGGGGACGCCCGAGGAGGUUGAUGUGGCGAGUAGUACUGUGCCGGAUGCCAUUUGA